UCAUCAGUUUACCUUUUGCUCGGUGAUCAGAUAACAUCUAAACCGCAAUUUAGUGUUUUUGUUAAUUGUUACAAUUUGGAUUUUUAUCUCAAACGAAAACUUCUAUAUUCACAGUUACCAAUAUGAAUCCGAAAUUGAUUUUGUUUAAUCUCUGUCUUCUUGCGAUUCUGAUUCCAUUGACUCUUGGAUUUCCGUACAAGAACAGUCAUGAAGAGGAAGACGAGGAUGAAGAAGAAGAGGAUAAAUGGGGUAAAUUUGGUAAAUUCGGUAAAUAUGGAAAAUAUGGAAAAUCUUAUGGAGAUGAAGAAGAAGAAGAAAAGGAGAAAGAUGAUUAUGGAAAAAAAUUGUUCUUCCCUUUCCUCAAGAAAGAAGAAGAAACCAAACCAAAAUGGUCUUCAGGAGGUUGGAGUCCAGUAGGUCCACCAAGUUACGGUAACAUUUAUGGUCAAGGAAAAUACAAUCCGAAAUAUUUCAAAUCUUAUGAUCAUGAAGAAGAGGAAGAAGAAGAAUAUCCAAAAAAGAAAAAAUCUUACAAGAAAAAGUCUAAAAAAGAAGAAAUUUCCAAGGAUAUUCUAAAAGAAGUGGACAAAUUUAUUCCAGAGAUUGAUUUUGUCGACGAAGAAAAAAAGAAGGCUUAAAUCAAUUACCAAUUCUAAUUACAAUUCAAACAAUUAACAUACUCAUACAUCAGAAUUUAUUAUCUCUCCCUCCUCAUCAAUAAUUCCAACAUCACAAUUAAUUCAAUUCUUAAUUUCUUCCCAUGGUUUUCAAAGUAUAACAACAACAAAAAAUCAACAAAAGACAAAAAAAUGUGCCACAUAAUUUUGUAUCUAAUUUAAUUUCUAUAUAUUGUUAGUGAUUACCAAUAAAUCAACUAAACUUAA
This is a messenger RNA of Panonychus citri (citrus red mite), 884 nucleotides long. RefSeq names its product ABC transporter F family member 4-like. Bases 123 to 638 code for a protein of 171 amino acids. The record is from RefSeq and is a predicted model, not a curated record. Lineage: Eukaryota; Metazoa; Arthropoda; Arachnida; Trombidiformes; Tetranychidae. The transcript has 2 exons.